AUGAACUGUGUGACCCUGGCAUACGCUCCGUACUUCAUCGCCUACAAGUAUUCAGUUGACUUACCGCAACUAUUUUUCCCUGUUUUAGGUCUAAACGAAUAUAGUUCAUUUUGGCGAUGUGCUCAAGCGGGUGGUGGUUAUUUUCUUACACAACUGAUUAAACUGCUACUUUUGGCUACGUUUUUCCCCGCUGGUGAUACUGAGGGAUUUGCAGUUCUCCCGGAGCUACUGAAGAGCAGCGCGGACGUUGUUGAUGUCAUUGGUAUGCAUCUUGUAAUGACACAUCUGCUCAAUGGAAAGGGAGAGGUACGGUUCCUCGUGGGCGGACUUGGGUGGGGUGCUGCACAUUCGAUGGCGAGCAGCUUCAUUUUAUUCUGGGUUGGAGCCAGGGCCUCGGCUUUCUCGUGGCGAUGGAUUCAGAUGGCACUUGAAUCGUCUUCUGAUCUCAUUCUCUUUGUCGCUAUGGCAGCUUUAACAUGGAUGGCAACUCGUGCAGCGAGCAGACACUUGGUGUUCAUGCUUCUGACAGCUUGCGUUUUCCACACAUUUGUCAAUCAGUGA
This is a messenger RNA of Cooperia oncophora, 561 nucleotides long. The record is from the annotation of a GenBank genome assembly. Lineage: Eukaryota; Metazoa; Nematoda; Chromadorea; Rhabditida; Trichostrongylidae.